Messenger RNA from Haplochromis burtoni (Burton's mouthbrooder), 4349 nucleotides. It is a transcript of the gene tlr21, whose product is annotated as toll-like receptor 21. Gene Ontology annotation, molecular function: protein binding; transmembrane signaling receptor activity. NCBI's taxonomy places the organism in Eukaryota, Metazoa, Chordata, Actinopteri, Cichliformes, Cichlidae. The coding region runs from base 1173 to 4322 and encodes 1049 amino acids. The transcript has 2 exons. The record is from RefSeq and is a predicted model, not a curated record. Gene Ontology annotation, biological process: inflammatory response; immune response; toll-like receptor signaling pathway. Gene Ontology annotation, cellular component: membrane.
AUCUGACGGAUAUGUGGGAAUUUGCAGCACGAGUAACUCUUAACUACCCUUAAAACCCCCCAAAACAAAACAAAACAAAAAGAAUCAACCAGUUUAUGGUGGUAAACUCAAAUAACUAUCAUCAUCAUUUCUGAGAACUUUUUUACUACCUACAAUACAAUUCAAUAAUGUUCACAAUUUUAUAUUUUUCUUUUUUUAAUGUUUAACAUAAUUGUGUUAAAAAUAGGUGAUUUAUAGAUGUGUGAAUGCAAAUUGUAUAUCCACUCAAAAACAAUAUUUCAAUAAAACUAUUGGAAUUAAUGUGUUGUGAUUAAAUAGUUGAACACAGCUGUAAAGGAUUAUGAAAGAAGAAGAAUACGUUGGAGACAUCUUCCCCUUUCUGACUGACUGUUUUAUUUUUGGCUGACCAUGUACUUCAGAGCUGUCUAAAGGCACAGGGUGAGGCGAAAAGCAUUAAUCUGAGUAAGUACAAAUUAGGGUACCUUAUAACUUUAAACUAUCAGGACAUGUUUUCAGUUUUCCUGGGGAAGUUUGAGGAAUGACAUCAAUAUUAUAAAGUUAUGCUCAUAAAGGGUGAAUCUUAAAAGUGGCACGUAUUAUAUAAAAAACUCUCUGAAAACUAUUUCGCAACUCUUUCUAUUUUAUUUGUAUAGACAGCUUCCUCUUUCUGACUCAAUGUUUUUGCAGCCACCAAAAACAAAGCUGUCUGAGAAGGCAGGAUAAACAGCAUUAAUUUAAGUAAGUACAAAUUAGAUUAACUUCACACAUCAUGACAUUUUCAGUUUUCUUGGGAUCGUCUAAGGAAAAGAAAUAAACGUUAUCUUAUUUGCAAAAUCAUAAGAAUUUAUGUUUGUAAAGGGUGAAAAUUAAACAUUAUACAUAGGAAAGAACCAAAUUAUUUCUCAACUCUUUCUAUGCAUUUCUUUUAUCGUUCUAAAAUUAUUGAUAUCGUGAUUUUUGCCAUAUAUUGUAUUCCUGUAGAAUUCAAUUAGGAAUUCUUUGCUUUUCAACAUUGUGCAUUGUGUGGACCGCAAUGACGUGUGAGAAACCCUAAAGAGGAGGAGAAGGGCAAACAUUCAUUUAUAUUGAAAGUGGAUGUGAAAACAUAAGAAAAGAGGAACAAAGUUUUUCUCAUCGUAUAAAUUUCUUCGGGGACACGCUCCUCACACCUCAUGAUUAGAAGAUUCUUUUAUGCUGAGACUAUUCCUAGAGACUCGCAACUGCUUCUAAUAAGAAACGGUAACAGCAACAAGAAAAGAUCCCUGCAUUCACCUGAUGAAAAAACACAGAGGCCUUUAGACGUUUUCAACUUAAUAUUUAAACAAACGAAACGAAAAAAAGGAGCCGACAGAAGUUAUUUAAAGGACUAUUUCUUUGCACUGCAAGAAGACAAAAUGGGAAACCAUCAGCUGCUGUCAGUUACAGUUGUUCUUGCAGCUGUUCAACUCAUCAGUAGUUACAGUUUCAGGAACUGCAUUGCAGAAGCAGAUUCUGAUGGGAAAACUUUCAAUUGCAUGCAUCGGAAUGCAAUGCAUAUUUCUGAUAUUGUCAGUGACCUGCCACCAUCUGCCAUCAAUCUCACCAUUUUAAGAACUCCUCUGACCGACCUUCCUAACAACAGCUUUAGUAACCUAGUAGACCUUCAGCACCUCAGAAUUGAUAAUAAUUCCUUGAAAACCAUCCGUCAGUUAGCUUUCCAAGGCUUGUAUCAACUGAAGAAUCUAAACAUGUCAUUAAACAAAAUAUCAGAGCUCAAUCCUUCUCUGUUUAAGGACCUGCAGAAUCUCACCUCCCUCUUUUUGGCCAACAAUGCAUUGGAGCGGCUGCCCGAGGAUAUUUUUUCAUCUGUUCUCAAGCUACACACUUUAAUCCUGAGACAAAACUUUCUGUCAGAUUUCUCAGGCAUUGCUAAGUCUGUGGCACAUCUGACAAAUCUGACGACACUGGAUCUUUGCUUUAACAAUUUGACCUCCCUCAGACACUCAAAUGUGUCACUGCCCCAGUCCCUCACUGUUUUGUAUGUUUGCCAUAAUAAUCUAUUAACGCUGGGAUGUAAGCCUUCAUUUCUCAGCUUUAUCAACAUUUUAGAUUUGUCAUACAAUUCUCAGCUGCCUACAAAAGCCUUUGAUCAAAUUGAUUUGAGCACUAUAAAUUAUUUGCGUUUGCGUUCAACAAAUGUAACAAUAGUGGAGUUUUUAAACGUUAGCAACAUCAAUCCAAGUCAUGUUGAUUUCUCUGGUACAGGACUGAACAAUGACAGCAUGCUCAAAGAAUUAUGCAUACUGUUGAAAAAAAGGCUGAAAGAGAAAAAUCUUAAAAAUAUGAACCUGGGUAAUAAUGCAAUUAGGCAACUUACAAAUAACACACUGUCCUAUUGUCCUAAUAUCACAGGGGCUUUGGAUUUAUCCCGCAACAACCUAAAGAGUGCAUAUUGCCUUGAGUUUCUUAGAAGACAUGUAUACAUAGAAGACUUCAAAGCAGAGCACAACCAUCUCAGCUCCCUAAUAUACUGUAAAAAAAUGUUUCAAUUUAAAAAAAUGGAAAAUCUGAGUUAUCGUUACAAUCGCAUCUUAAAAGUUGACUCUCAUGCUUUUUAUCAUACACCAAAUAUCAGGACGCUACAACUUAACAUAAACAGUAUUGCAUUUCUCCAUAUACACGCUCUCAAGGGACUAAAAAAGCUCGAGACACUUCGUUUAGACAAUAACCUCUUAACUGAUUUGUUCAGUGUCACAUUUGAAGAUCUGGUCAGUUUGCAAAUUCUUAACAUUCGCAACAACCGCAUUUCUGUCAUUUUCAAUAGGACUUUUUUCAACCUGACAUUUUUAAAUACACUGGAUCUUGGAGGUAAUAAGAUUACCCAUUUUCAGCGAUCGGGUCUUGAUGGACUAAAAAGCCUGUCCAAGCUCUAUCUAGAUGGAAACCAGCUAAAACAAAUUGACCCUUUCUUAUAUCGUGCAUUUCAAGACACCCUCACUGUGCUAGAUUUACAGAGUAAUCAGAUUUGCUUCAUAACAGAAACUCAUGAGUCACCAUUCAUGAAUCUCAGCAGACUGACUGAUCUGAAAUUAGAUCGGCAGCGACCUAACGGACUCACCGUUUUACCACGCACUUUACUACGUGGCCUCUACUCACUGAAAUCUUUGUAUCUCACCAACAAUAACAUAUACCAUCUUGCUCCUGAUACCUUUGAUGACCUAACAGACUUAAGUUUCCUCACACUGGAUAACUGCUGUGUUGGGGUGAAAAAAUUAGAACCAGGGGUCUUUAAAAAUUUAAGAAAUUUGACCAGAUUGGCUGCAGAAAAUAUGGGCAUUCAGAACUUCUCUAAAGAGGUUUUUGGGAAUCUUACACAGUUACGUUUACUGCAGCUCAACCGCAAUGCCAUGCAGACUCUUUCUGUAGACGCAUUAAUGAGUCUACCUAUGCUUCGUUACCUUGACAUACGAGAUAAUCCUGUAAGCUGCACCUGCAACAAUGUGCCUUUGCAAAAUUAUACAAAGAAUAACACAGAUGUUCAGGUGGUGUACCUGUACAACCUGUCAUGCCAACACAAUCCAAAACUCAAAUUUUACAAUUUUGACACUAAAGUUUGUCGCGGAGAUAUAGGAAUGUACCUGUUUUUUAGCACAUCAGCUGCAAUCUUCUUGUUUACAAUCAUUCCCUUAUUCUAUGUUAAACUCUACUGGAAAAUGAAGUACAGCUACUAUGUGUUUCGGGCCUGGUUUAGCGAGCAGUGGAGCAGAUUCCAUGAGGAGGAGGAGAAUUGUAAAUAUGAUGCAUUUAUUUCCUAUAACUCAUCUGAUGAACAAUGGGUCAUGGACCAAUUGUUACCCAACUUGGAGGGAGGCGGAUCAUCUUUUAAGCUUUGCCUGCACCACAGGGACUUUGAGUUGGGCCGUGAUAUUGUGGACAAUAUUGUUUCUGCUGUAUACAGCAGCCGGAAAACCAUUUGUGUGGUGAGCAGGAAUUUUCUGCAAAGUGAGUGGUGUUCUCUGGAAAUCCAGCUUGCCAGUUACAGACUCUUUGAUGAGCACAGAGAUGUUCUCCUGCUCGUUUUUCUGGAGCCAAUCUCUGAGAGGCAGCUGUCUUCGUAUCAUCGCAUGAGGAAAGUUAUGUUAAAAAAGACUUACCUGCAGUGGCCUGGUUCAGACUGUACUAACCCAACACAGGCGCAGGAACUGUUCUGGAAUCAGCUGCGUAGAGGAAUAAAAACAGGGACCAGACUAGAGACAGAAGAAUAUUCUGCAACUCGUGAGAGCAAAGAAGCUGAAGACUUUAUGGAUGAGAGAUCUGAUGAAAACUUUUACUUGCAACCUUAGAAAGAAAAUAAGAAUGUGUGAUUUGUG